Molecule: messenger RNA, 105 nt
Organism: Haemonchus placei
Lineage: Eukaryota; Metazoa; Nematoda; Chromadorea; Rhabditida; Trichostrongylidae
Source: the annotation of a GenBank genome assembly
AUGGCUGCUGCUCAACUGCGACAUUACAACAAUAAUUUAAAAGGCCAUUCAGCAUCAGUCAAAUCAAUAUGGAUACCAAAAAGCAACGAUACUGAGGGGCGAUAG